AUGGCUGAUAGCAAAGAGCUUGUCACCAGGGAUUCCGGAAGCAGUCCAGAGUUCAUCCGGGAGCUUCUUCCGUCUGCGGAGCGAACAGCUCUUCUCUAUCAUCUCUCUUACCUGUGUCUGGGAGGCUUCCCAAAGCUGGAGCGUCUGAUCAGAGAACGAGCUAUUGAAACACAACUGCUUUUCGGAUCCUCUGAAGCUGUUCUGUUGAAGUGUGUAGGAACCAGUGAAAACCUGGUUAAAUCACUGCUGCCCUUUCUGAAGGUGGCUGUGGAGAAAAACAAACCACAAUUAGCACUGAAAUUCCUAGACAAAGCCAAAGAGUGGAUCAGUGACAUCAUAAGUGAUGUUAAUGCAAUUGUGGAGAGGUACCAGAAACAUAACAUUGCUGUUCGCGACUCAACCAGUGACAUCUCUGCUGAAAAGCAAGAGACAGAGAUGAAGCAGAAGAAACAAACCAGUGAGAUGGAGGCGCUUCAGAAGAUUGUGAAAGGCCUGGAAGAAAACCUUCGUAACAUCAACAAAAAGAUAGAGGGUUCUGAGAAGAAGAUUGAUGAGAAACAUGCAGAGAUACAAAAAUUUAUCAACAAGAUCACCAGCACCAAUGAUGAACAGACACCUGCAGGGACGCCCACGAUGGGAUCUAAAGUGUCCAUAUUUUCAAUGAUGGUGCCAUUUGCAGAAAGUGUUAUUGGUUACAUUUGGGAAAUGGUAAAAUCCUCUUCAGACGAAAAGGCAAUCAAAGCUUUUAAUACUGCAUUAUCUUCGCUCACCAGUGCACAGCAACAUCUGAAAGAAGAAGAGUGGAAAAUUCAGAACAAGCUGAUGGACAACCAGCUGCAGCUGGCCAAAUUAAAGAUGGAAAACGGUCAGAUUCCCAACGUUUCUCACUUUGAUGAGGUCCAGGCGUGCCUGUCCAGAAUCCAGCAAAUUCUGGUUGAGCUCCAGAAGUUCUGGGAGAAAGUGGGAUCCCUGCUGGACACGAUGAAGAAAGAGACCUUCGCUGGAGAGGCCUGUAUCGAGGAGCUCGCUGAUAUGAAGGAACCUUUCCUGGAGUCCAUUGAUGCAGCUAAAGAGGGAUGGAUAAAGUUUGGCAUUUGCUGCAUAAACGCCAACAAGAUCUUCAGCGUUCAGUCGAGUCAGGCCUACACAUUCCUGGAGAUCAGUCCUUCAUCUCUGUCCACAGAAGAGUGGCAGAAAGAGUACGAGAGCGUGAAGGAGAAACUGGAGAAGAUCACACCAAACACCAUAGCCAUUACACAGUGA
Messenger RNA from Sinocyclocheilus grahami, 1263 nucleotides. RefSeq lists its product as uncharacterized. The transcript has 6 exons. The coding region runs from base 1 to 1263 and encodes 420 amino acids. The record is from RefSeq and is a predicted model, not a curated record. NCBI's taxonomy places the organism in Eukaryota, Metazoa, Chordata, Actinopteri, Cypriniformes, Cyprinidae.